Ahaetulla prasina is the source of this 10053-nucleotide messenger RNA. It is a transcript of the gene OTUD7A, whose product is annotated as OTU deubiquitinase 7A. The transcript has 14 exons. Gene Ontology annotation, molecular function: zinc ion binding; cysteine-type deubiquitinase activity; K63-linked polyubiquitin modification-dependent protein binding. Lineage: Eukaryota; Metazoa; Chordata; Lepidosauria; Squamata; Colubridae. Gene Ontology annotation, biological process: protein K48-linked deubiquitination; protein K63-linked deubiquitination; protein deubiquitination involved in ubiquitin-dependent protein catabolic process. The record is from RefSeq and is a predicted model, not a curated record. Bases 707 to 3460 code for a protein of 917 amino acids. Gene Ontology annotation, cellular component: nucleus; cytoplasm.
CUUCUUUCCCUCUCUUCCUCCUCCCCUCUUUCCACCACCUCCUCCCUCCCCUCUUUCUGCCUCCUCUCCUCUUCUCCCUCCCUUCCCUCUUCCUCCUCUUCCUCCCUCCACCACUUCUUCCUCCUCCUUCCCUCUUUCCACCUCCUCCUCCUCCCUCCCUUCCCGCUCUCCUCCUCCUCCUCCUCCCCCUCCCCCUCUCCCUCUCCGUGCGCGUGAAGGCGGGGGCUGGGCGGGGGCUGUGGCCGCCUUCCUCCCCGCCCGCCCGCCCGCCGGCCGGCCGGUCCCGUCCUGUGGCUGCUCCGAGGCGGCGGCUGUGGCGGUGGCGGCGGCCGCCCUUGCGCUUCUUGCCCAGCCGGGGCUGCAGGGCGGCGGGAGGGGGCUCCGCUGGCCCGCCCGCCUCCGGCCCGGCGCCGGAGCAGCAGCGCCUGCAUUGCAGAAGCCGCCCGCCCGGUCCUGCCCUCCGCCUGCCAGCAGAGCGGCCGCAGCCUCCGCCAGCAGGAAGGGAGGGAUGCCGGCGCUGCGCUUCCCCGCGGCAGAUUUCUCAGGAGAAAACAACUUACUCUCGCGGCUUGCUGUGGUAAAAAUGAACUAGCGUCUUCACCAUCGGACGCACACCGCCAAAACUUUACUCCAAGUCUGCUGAAAAUGGACGUCUUGUAACCUUCCUCCUUCCGCUGCCCAGUUAGCAGCUGCCCUACAUGAUCCCAUGACUCUUGAUAUGGAUGCUGUCCUCUCAGACUUCGUUCAGUCCACGGGGGCAGAGCCUGGUCUAGCCAGAGACUUGUUGGAAGGAAAAAACUGGGAUUUCACUGCUGCUUUGAGUGACUAUGAACAGCUCAGGCAGGUGCACACAGCCAACUUGCCUCAGGUUUUCAACGAAGGAAGGUAUCCCAAACAGCAGCCGCAGCAAAAGCCGGAUAAAGAACCUUCCCAACAGGUGAACAAGAGUGAGCGUCUCUCCUUUCCUAGACAGGAGGACAUCUCCCAAGAGAAGAGGCUUUCUAGAGGAAUCUCUCACGCCAGUUCCGCCAUCGUCUCGCUCGCCCGCUCUCACGUGGCCACCGAAUGUAACAAUGACCAUUUCUCUCUGGAGAUGCCCAUCUACACCUUUCAACUUCCCGACCUCAGCGUUUACAGUGAAGAUUUCAGGAGCUUCAUUGAACGGGACCUGAUUGAACAGGCCACCAUGGUUGCUUUGGAACAAGCUGGUCGUCUCAACUGGUGGUCAACGGCCUGUACCAGCUGCAAGCGUCUCCUUCCAUUGGCCACAACUGGGGAUGGAAACUGCCUCUUGCAUGCUGCUUCUUUGGGGAUGUGGGGGUUUCACGACCGAGACCUUGUAUUACGGAAAGCACUUUACACCAUGAUGAGGAGUGGGGCUGAAAGGGAAGCUUUGAAGAGAAGGUGGAGGUGGCAGCAGACCCAGCAAAAUAAAGAGUCAGGAUUGGUUUAUACGGAAGAAGAGUGGGAGCGAGAGUGGAAUGAACUGCUCAAGUUGGCCUCCAGUGAACCCCGCACUCACAUCAGCAAGAACGGAGGCAGCGGCGGUGGAGUGGAGAAUUCGGAAGACCCCGUCUAUGAGAGCCUGGAGGAGUUCCACGUUUUUGUGCUGGCCCAUAUAUUAAGGCGACCGAUUGUUGUCGUGGCAGAUACAAUGCUACGGGAUUCAGGAGGAGAAGCAUUUGCACCCAUCCCCUUUGGUGGAAUUUACUUGCCCUUGGAAGUCAUGCCCAACCGAUGCCAUUGCUCUCCCCUGGUCCUCGCUUAUGACCAAGCCCAUUUCUCGGCCCUCGUGUCAAUGGAACAGAAAGAUCAACAGAAGGAGCAAGCGGUGAUCCCUCUGACCGAUUCUGAACAUAAGUUACUGCCUUUGCACUUUGCGGUUGACCCAGGCAAAGACUGGGAAUGGGGCACGGAUGACAGUGAUAACAUCAAAUUGGCCAAUUUGAUUCUGUCCCUGGAGGCAAAGCUUAACCUUCUGCACAGUUACAUGAACGUAACCUGGAUUCGCAUGCCGUCAGAAACACGGGCUCCCUUGGCUCAACCAGAAUCUCCUACGGCCUCAGCUGGAGAAGAUGUCCAGUCACUGGCAGACUCCAUGGAUUCGGACAGGGACUCCAUCUGUAGUAAUUCCAAUGGCAAUAACGGCAAAAAUGGGAAGGAGAAAGAAAAGCAGAGGAAAGACAAGGAGAAGAACCGAGGGGAUUCGGUGGCUAACAAACUUGGAAGCCUCAGCAAGACUCUGGGCAUCAAGCUGAAGAAGAACAUGGGUGGCCUUGGUGGGUUGGUCCACGGCAAGAUCAACCGAGCCAACACCGGGAACGGCAAAAACGGGGAGAUCACGGAGAAGGCGAAAGAGAAGAAGUCAAAAUCGCGUAAAGGAAGCAAAGAGGAAUCGGGUCGCUCCGCGAGCACGUCCCCCUCAGAGAAGACCACCCCAUCUCCCACAGAGAAGGCGAGUAUCUCCCCUGCGGAGAAAGCCAACUCAAAAUCUCCGUCCGAGAAGCAGCCGGACUCCUGGAAAUACAGCACAGACGUGAAACUGAGCCUCAACAUCUUGAGAGCCGCCAUGCAAGGAGAGCGGAAGUUCAUUUUUGCCGGCCUUCUCCUGACCAGCCAUAGACACCAGUUCCAUGAGGAGAUGAUUGGCCACUACUUGACCAGUGCCCAAGAGCGCUUCAGUGCCGAACAAGAGCAGAAAAGGAAAGAGGCAGAGAAGAAGGCCGCGACUCUCGGCAGCUCCUCCUCUCGAAAACUGGACCAAGAAGGGUUUUCCAAGGAGAAGCUGGACUCGUCUCCUCAGGGGAGGGCAUCACCAGUGUUGCCUCAAAGCCAUACCACUCAGCUGGUUUUAAAGUUCAAAGACCGUUCCAGUCCCACGCCGGCUUCCUUUUCGUCACCUAGCAACGGUGCCAAGAGGAGUGGACCCAUCCCAGUGUCUGCCCAUUAUAGCCAUACGCCCCCCGUCCAAAGGCAGAGCGUCAUUCACUUGCACGACUUCAACGCCAAGCCAUCCAGCUUCCAAGAUGACGUCUACAAGCCCGUGGUGGGCACCCUUAAAACAUGUGCCACCUACCCUCAGCAAAACCGCUCAUUGUCCUCGCAGAGUUAUAGCCCGGCCCGGAUAGCCGACAUCCGUACGGUCAACACGGUGGAAUCCCUGGCUUACGCUCUGCCCACGGACCCCAAAUCGCAAACGUACACCAAUGGGUUUAACAAUAGCAACGACAUUAGAGACAGCUUAGAGUAUGUGGACGAAGAUGCUCCACAAACCUGGUUGAACAAUGAGAAAAAUCGCCAGAGGACCACGGUUUGCCCUAUGUACACCAUCCAGCAGAACCGUUGCAAGACGGAGAAUUGUUCCUUUUACGGCCGCCCCGAAACCAAGAACUUCUGUUCCUGCUGCUACAAGGAGGAACUCAAACGUAGGGAACGGGAGAGUAAAAGGUCCCGGCAUUGAAGACCGUGGAGCUCUUCGAAUAAAUAUUUAUUUCCUUCUUUUUCUUACUUAGGACAUACUGUAUGUGGUAAGGGACUGAAAGAGGAAGGACCAGGGGGGAUUCUAGAAAGCGCUAGCUUUUAAAAAAAAUUUUUUUGCAGGGGUGGUCGGCAAGAAAACAAACAAACAAACAAAAAAAAAGGAGUGAGGAUCCUUGGGUAAUCAAGAGUUGGUGGCUUCCCGUUCCGUUGGUGUCUUUUUUACAUACGCUGGUAGUCGGAGAGGAUCUUUACUUCUUUUGUCAGUGCUGUAUCCGUGUGGUCAAAACUUUACUAAUGGUGCCUGAAUUCACACUGACAUCACUCAGGUAGUAGAAAGAUUAGGGGAAAAGUCAUAAAAAUAGAAGACGUGGUGUGGUAAGUGUACAAAUGUGUCUGCCUCAUUCUGUAGAUCAAGGUGGGGAACUCUGGCUCUUUUAUGAUGUGUGGACCUCAACUCCCAGAAUUCUUGACCAGCAUAGCUGGCUCAGGAAUUCUGGGAGCUGAAGUCCACAAGUCAGCAAGCUGAAUUCCGGGAGCUGAAGUCCACAUGUAUAAAAGGGCCAGAGUUCCCCACCCCUGUUGUAGAUCAUCUUCACAGAAGAAAUGUCAUGUUCCAUUGCUCUUCUUCCCCUUCCGUUUUUUUUUUAAAGGAAGUGAGCAUCGUAAAGGCGUAUUUAGCUCAUAUUAACUCACUAAUAUCCUUGCUAUAAACUGUGGUUUUUUUUAUAGCCCCCUUUCACAAAUGAAAGCCUGGGUCAAUGACAACAGCUUUUCUCACCCAACAGAAGCGUAUUCAUUCAUUCAUUCCUGUAAGUGAUCUCCGGUUUUGGGCUACAACAAUUGCUCAAGAUGGAAAAGUCUGUCCUUCAAUUGCACAACCUUGCUGGCUGAUAUUAAAAUAAGGCUCGACUCUUAUAUUAAAAAUGAGCACUUUACAGUUUAGGGUCAGGGUAGUGCAGACCCUGAUGUGGUCAGCUCCUGCAUUGCAGGCUGUAUCAUUCACUGGUUAUUGCCACGUCAUUUAGUUAUAUUUUUCCCGGAUGUUGGUUCGUUCCAAACUUUCUGUAGCCUGUCACCCAAAUCCUUCCCUUUCCAGAGAAGACGAGAUAAAUGGCCUAUAUUUAUUUGCACUGAUGUUAAAUUAUGGACACCUAUUUUUGAAAACCAAGCUAUGGGGGUUUUUUCGGUGUGUGUUUUUUCUAUACGUUCUCAAAUGUGACCCUUUGACGUUUGGAUUCAGGAAAAAGACGAGCAGCCGAAUUUAUUUCAGCAAUUAUUUUAAAAACUCCAUUGAACCGAGAUUGUGGAUUUCUGAACCAUCUGGGUAACUUCUCUAGAGGUAUCAAAUUGUUUUGUCACAGGUCUUGUAUUGUAUCAAUGGGACAACCCUGAUUAUUUGUUUUACAAACGGAUAGCUUUCUGCAGCCAACUACCAUUAAAUAGUAAAAUCUGUCAAAAAUAUAAAGCAGAGUUAAAAAUCAGCCCGUAAGAAUUAGAAUUAGGACAAUAAAAGGAAAGGUCAUUUGCAGCAAAAUAAUGGCAGUGGCUUUCUUGCUGCCAAGCCAAGUUCUGAAAAACAGCAUCUUCCAAACUGCCAGCUGCCUGUAGCCCCUUGUCCAGAAUUGGCCUUGCAAAGAAACAGAGAAAUUUUGCAGUGGAUUCCAAAUUGAUAUCCUAUCCAAACAGUUAGCCCUUGUCAACAUCUUGGUCAGUGGUCAUCCCCAUCAUCCAAAGAUGCUAAACCUUCUUCAGAAGUCGCCUCUAGUCUUGGCAUAGGCAGACCGAAUAAGGGAAGAACAUUUUAUAGUGUCCAUGCAUAGCUGAUGAAAUAGUCAAAACUGACAGAGAAGCAAUUUUUUUUUUUUUGGUUUACAUUUAUAUCCCGCCCUUCUCCGAAGACUCAGGGCGGCUUACAGUGUAUAAGGCAAUAGUCUCAUUCUAUUUGUAUAUUUUUUACAAAGUCAACUUAUUGCCCCCCCAACAAUCUGGGUCCUCAUUUUACCUACCUUAUAAAGGAUGGAAGGCUGAGUCAACCUUGGGCCGGGCUUGAACCUGCAGUAAUUGCAGGCUCUGUGUUCUAAUAACAGGCUUCUAACAGCCUGAGCUAUUCCGGCCCCUAGGAAUUCUAGUUUCCACAGCAAUCUUUUCUUCCUCGGAUGACUUUUCUUGAGUUUGGGUAGACUCCUCAGCUCUACGCAUGAUCUUUCAGAAAAAGCCAUUCCACCUCUAUGGAAGAAUAGUCAUGGUAUCUUCAUCACUUCGGAUUUAAGUUGGAUUUAAUCAGGAAGAUCUGAGGAAAAAGUGGCAGGAACCACUUUUAUCUUUCUUCUCCCUACUUUUCAAAGCCAGUGGUUUGUUAUAAAAACCACGAUGCGAUCCAUAAUUGGGUUCCUUCCUAUUCUGUUGUGUGUUUGUCUUGUAGUCAUCAUCUUUGUUGGCAGACCUAGGCUGUUAGGGCAUAAGAAUGUGCUACAUUCUUAUACAGAGCAAUAUAACCUAACUCUUAGGAGAAUUUUUGUCUGCAUCUAUCCUAAGUUACAUCUCAGCCUGUAUACAUCUUCAUCCAUUCCGUUCCUUUGAUUCCAUUCCAUUCAUAAAAAGGGAAGGAAAACCAUUUGUCCCCAACUUGAAAGCAACUUCAAACAUCCAAGUGAUUUUGAAAAGCUUAUUCAAGAUCCUUACAUCCAAGUGUAAGAAUUCUUCUCCCGAUCAUGCAUCAUUUUAUAUUUGGUUCUGCCUCCCUAAAUAUAAAACAACGGUGCCUACUCUCCAUAGUUAUUCACUCAUGUGUUUCACCCACCUUGUUGUAAGUCUCCUGGAGAGCCAAUCGCCGAUGCAUUCAUACCGGCUUAGAAAAGGAAUGAGAAAGUUUCCUCAGCAUCUCGGAAUAAGUAUUUUAAUUUUGGAAGGUUGACUAAUACUUGACUAUAACAGUUUCUGUAUCUUUGGAAAGGUGUGGCAGUUCUCAGUUUAAGACCAACUUUCCCCCGUAAAUGGCGUCGGGUUAUACACACCAGAAGAGUGUCCCAGGCUGUGUACAGAAACCCUGAUUCCUAGCUUAUUCCUAGUCUUUGGGAAAUCUCAGAGAGAGAGAAAGAGAGAGAGAGAUGGCUCCAUAUUAAUACUAAUUGGCUUUUUUUGUCAAUGUUUCCUCUAAGAUCUGGGAGGACGAACGUGUUGGAGAAUAUCUUUUCCAUGCCCUUUUGUGCUUCCACUUUGGGAUCGAAAUAUUCAGCUGAGGUGGGACUGGGAUGUCUGACUCUUGAACUUUGUGUCCAGUUCAUUCCUAGGAGUCUCCCUCCCAGUGCUGAAGAAGGCUGUGGGGUCUUGAUGUUCCUCCUUGGUUGUGGAGAUUACUGAUUCAAUUCUUUGGCCAAAGAAACUAUGAUGUUUUGCUUCUCAUCCAAGAAGCUUCUCCAGUUCUGAAGGAAAAACCAAGGAAGUCCAGUUGCCUCUUGAAGAAGCACCUUUGGGACAACCAGGACCUGGAUGACUGAGAAUCUCCACAGACAUUCUGUAGGUGAAGUUAGUUAUCUAAAAAAUUGUCACUAGGAUGUUCUUCUUUUUUUCCCCUUUUGUUCAAAGACUUUCUCCCACUAAUGAUGUCUUUUCAAAAUUAUCUAUGUAAACAGGUACACGAACAAGCAACAUGUAAGAUACGUUACCGGUCUUAGGGCAUGAAAUAAUUGAUGCUCUUCCCUGGAGCAAAAUAUCAGAUGUCUACUUGAAUCAUUCCACUGUUUCUCUUCACAAUUUGAUUUGAAGCCUAAUCCUUAAAUUAUUGCAAAGACUAUAAUUACUAUGGAGUAGAGCUAUGCAAACACAAAUCCUUGAAAUAACAAGAAGUCAAUAGUUAGUGGAGAAAGAAAGAGAGAAAGAAAAAAAAGAAAAGAAGAAGAAAAAAAGAAAGAAAAAGAAAAAAAAAGAAAAAAGUAUUACCACUACUUACAGGAAGAAAACUAGAAAUACAUGAAAUAUAUGAAAAGUUGCUAGAAUUAGAACUUUUAUGAAAGAUUACUUGGAUUUUUUUUAAAAAAAGACUCAAAACUAUAAAUUGUUAAUUCUUUUUAAUGUAGAUUACGUUCUAUUACUGAGAGAUUGAAUUUUAUCAAAGCCAAACAAGAUUUUACUAGAAAAUUUCUCUCACUCAUUGUCUUUCUCUCUCUCUCUCUUUGUAAGUGUGAAUACAUGUGCAUACAAAGACUCAAACAUACCCACAAUCCGUUACGCUACUACUGUUUUAUUCCAUUUGUGUUGUACAAAUUUGUGAGUUGGGUCAAGGGUGGGACAAGUGGAUAUUGUAGACAAUUCAGUGUGUUAAGGGCUAGGGGGAUUCCUGGAAGUGAAUUCUAAGUGAAGAAUGUAGUUGUGCAAAAAAACAGUUCUAAUGUAGAUGUCGGAAUUGGGGGCGGGUUAUUUUUGGAGGCUGUUGUGGAAACAAAGAGGAUUUUCUACACAAGCCCUGCUGAAAUGCACAGAGGACAACUUAAUACACACCUGUCAUUUCAGUGGCACUUGUGUAAGAUUUUUUUUCUGAUGGAGUAUCCUCUUUAUUUGGUGCGUCAGACCUUAGAACAGUGGUUGAAUGUACUUAGUGUUGCUAACUGUUCUGGGCAAAGCAAUGUUUUUACGGAUAAUUUUUUUUUAAAAAAAAGGUUUAUGUUUAAAAUAUACAUAAAUAAUAGAGGGAAGUUGCAUUGAAGAAAGUAGGCGGUUUUCUGGACAGGUUUGAGCCAUUCUACUAAUAUUAUUAAAAGACAAAAAUUAUGCAAAAAGUUUAGCCUUCCUUCUGUAGCUCAAAAGAGCUAAGGGAAGGUUCGUAAGCAAACGUUACCUAGGCAUUCUCAUACUUUGUAAUAAUUCACUUAAACCAAGUAUUUCAAAGGGCUAAUGAAUGAAUAAAACAUGAUCCUCUCGUGUUUACAGAGAAGUUGCGUUGUGUAUGUGUGGUAGAUGUUUUUCAGCACAUCUACAGGAUGUUUUCCAGCAGGUCAUUAGAAGCAAAAGUUGAACUGGGAAGCCUGGUUUUUCUCUAAGACUGGUGGUGCCCUUCUCCACCUUCAGUUAAUUACUCAUUCUUCUUGCAAAACAAAUAACAACAGCAACAACAAUAAUGGACAGGCUAUUUCCUAGGACAACACAUCAUGCUUUCACUUUCAAUGCCUCUGGAAUUUUCCCCAUUGUUCCUAACUGAAAUAUCUAAAACGGGAAAAAGCUCGAAGGGCAUUUGCAAAAUGACCCAUGAAAGAUGAUGUGUUUGGACCUCCGCAUAACAUUCUGGAAAGGCGACAGAGCUGCUGUGUACUUGUUGUGUAACGAUAGCUGUGCAAAUUCUUCUAACUCAAUACGGAUCCCUCUAACUCAGUGAGUUUCAACCUCAGCAACUUGAAGAAGCGUGGGCUUCAACUCCACAAAUUCCUUUGUUGCCGAAGUGGAGGAAUCUUGUUCUAACUCAACCUCUCCCUUUGAAAAAAACCCCUGAUGUUAAAUAUAAUAUGAGGGAUGUAACUCCCAACAUUUUGAAAAGCACCGUAAGCAGUAAUGGGUAGAUUCCAGAAUUUCUUAUUGUACGUCGAAGAAGGGAGAGAAAGUGUACAUACGUAAGAGUCUGGGGAAAAUGCAGAGUGAGAUGUUGGCUAUGAGCUCAGUUUCCUAAGAGUCUCUUUAUUUGUUGAGUUGAAAGCAACGUCCCAACUUCUCUUUAGGCCAAAUGCUGUAUAUUGCUGAUUAAAAAUCUACAUGCAAAUGCACAGAGUUACAAAACAAGGGCCAGACUAUAUAAAUGGAAAUAAAUCUAAACCUAUUCUAAAAAGAAUCCAAAAUCAUGUUAUUUAGAAGAUCAGAUCCAAUUUAGGAGUGUCAUGUCUUCAUAACAAGGGCAGUAAAAGAAUUUGCCUCUUUUUUUAAUUAUUUACCAUUCAGUUCUGUUGAUCUCUAAGAGUUUAUUGUGAAGAUAUAAAGAAAUAAGUUAUUAUAGUGGUGGACUGGUGGUAUUCUCCUUCAUGCUGAGGGAAAAUGCUUGAUCUUGGGGGUAAAGAACCAGCAAUGAAUAAUUAUAGCUGUCCCUCAUUCCGAAUGGCUUUCACCCCUGAUGAUAUUUGAAUCUCUUACAACCUACGACCAUCCAGCUUUGAAGGUCUGGCAAAAUUUAUGAAAUUCUUGCAGAAUAGAACAUGGCCUGGAAUUCAAAUUACUUCAGUCGGUUGUUUGCACACUUGCUUUUCCUGUACACACGAUGGUUCUUUUUUUUAAAACAAAAGGAAAAAUAAUGAUAAUAUACUGUUUUUUUUAACAAGAAUCCCUUAAAGGAAGGUGUUUGUAAAUGUUCCGUUUGUAGACAUAAAAGGCUGUAUUGUGUUGGAAUUUUACAAGCCAAGUUUAAAUUAUAAUAUAGAAAAUUAUUUUUAUAUUAUUUUCAAAAUAUGCUACGAAGCAAUAUUUUGCGCCUUUAUUAUUAUAGAGUCAUUGUCAAUUUAGUAAGUUGGUGUGGGGACUGUGGUAGUAACAACCUUGUGAAGGAAGCUUUGUAAGUGUUAUGAAACAAUCCAAAUGCGUUUUGUCUGUGUUUGCCUA